UUUGCCAUUUUUCCUUCAAAGCUGCUUCUUGUUAACUUAUUUAAAUUCACAAAACAAUAUGACGAUGAAAAUAUUUGAUUCACAUCCGGCAUGGUUUUGUUCCUGGCGGCCAUUUAAAGCCACUCUUUAGUGAGGUUUAUUAUUGUUACUGGCGAUGUUUAAUGUCAGAACGGCACAGCUUUAAGGGGCUUCUAGAAGCCCCUCACUGGAUGGAACCGAAUGAUGUCACUCGCUCCUGCUUCCAGCUUCCUUGUUUUCCAUAUGUGCCAAACUUCAGGAUUGAAAUUCCUCCUGUACGGUAGGAAGGAAAUAUAAUAUAAAAGACGUACUUGUGGAGUUUGAAAUUUGAAUCAGAUUAAUUGAACGGGACAUGAGAAGAUUAUUUUUCUUGCUCACUCUCUCUGUGAGGGCAGCAGUUGCCUAUCGUUAUGAAGGGUCUGGAUAUUCUUAUGCUGAGAGCCAUGAUGUCGAUUACAGUGUUCCAUAUGCAGGAAGCAGCUACUAUGUGGAUUACAAAGAGCCAAGAUGGUGUUACCCGUUGAGCAUAGAAAAUGGUGACACAGAAUGUCAUUCACCAAGGGGUGCAAACUACAGAAGCACACUUGGAACGCGUUGUCGAAUACUUUGUGACAGAGGAUACCGGUUGCUAGGCCGAAGGCAUGUCGAAUGUACGGUGACCAGGUACUGGUCUGGUAUGAGCAGAUGCAAAGAGGUGCGUUGUCAUUCACUUCCUGCAUUUCCAUAUGGAUCAUAUGUGUGCUCCAAGGGGACACGCGUGGAUUCAGAGUGUGAGUACAUAUGUGAGCAAGGAUACCAACUGGAAGGAGAUAGAACAAGAGUGUGCCAGGAGAAUGGCCAAUGGAGUGGGAGUGAACCUAUAUGUGUAGAUUAUGAACCUCCAAGGAUAAAGUGUCCGGGGUCCAGAGAGAAGGUGGCUGAACCAGGGCAGCUGGCUACUCGUGUAUAUUGGGACUCACCGCGUAUAAAAGAUGUAGCUGAUAAACACAGCACGAAAAUAGUUCUGAGAGGACCACCCUCAGGUUCUGAAUUUGGAAAGGGGGAGCAUAUUAUUCGCUAUGUAGCAUAUGACAGAGAGAGGAACAAAGCCUCCUGCAAGUUUACUGUCACGGUUCAUGUUAGAAGAUGCCCCGUGCUGAAGCCCCCAGUCCAUGGUUACAUCACUUGUACAUCGGCUGGUAAUAACUAUGGGGCAACCUGUACUUACACAUGUGAGGGAGGCUACGAGCGACAGGGGAUCUCCAAAAGAGUGUGUCUGUUUAAUCGAAGCUGGUCUGGACUGGCACCAUCUUGUGUACCAAUUGAAAUUAAUGUUGAUGUGAAUUCGGUGGCUGCUCUCUUGGACCAGUUUUAUGAGAUGCAGCGUCUCCUCAUCAUAUCCUCUCCAAGUGCAUCUGAUAUGUACUACAACCUACAAAUGAACAUGCUACAGGAAGCUGCCUGUGGUCUGGAACUGAGACAAACAACAGUAAUAGAAUUGGUUGGAAAUCCACCGAGAGCAGUAGGACGUAUAAAAGAACAGCAGCUUUCUUCAGAAAUUAUUGAACAACUCAGGCAAGUUUUUUACUUAUCCAGUAUGCAGUUUAACGCUGUCCUGGUUGACAAAUAUGGUGCAGACAGAGAGCGUUAUAUUCAACCAGUUGCAUCCAGUGAGCUGUUUCCAUUCAUAGAUAUUUACUUACUCCAGAAGGAGGAAAAAACUAUCCUGCAGGAAAGAGAGAAUUUCUGUAACUAAAACUCAAACUUGACAAACGUUUUAUAUAUUUCUAACCAUCAACAACUUGUAUUCAUACAGUGCUUGUGAAAUAGUAAACCAUCUUAAAACACUUCAGAGGAAUGUUAUCAAACAAAAUUUGACACCAAGUCGCCAUAGGACAUACUAAUGUAGAUGGCUAAAAUCCUGGUCAAAGAGUAAGAUUUUAAUGAGCCUCUUAAAAGAGGGAAGAGAAGUGGGGAGUUUUUUUGAAAAAAAACCUCCAAGUUGAGCAUCUUGGUAGCUGAAGGCUGGUUUGUCAAUAAUAGAAAUAUUAAAAGUGGUGAGGCUCAACGUGGCAGACUCAAGUUCUCAUCAAAUUGUGUGACCUGAGUUUCAGUUUGAGAGUUGAUCUUUAAAGAUUAAUCCUUUCCUCAACUUCUGAUAGGAUCACUUCUGUCAUUUGAUAUUAAAAAUACUUGUUUUUUUUAUGAAUAGAAAAAUAUACAAAACUGAUUUUCUGUAACAAGGGAUGAAUUUCAAAUAUUUGCAGUUAUACAUGUACAAAAGCUAGAACAUUUUCUAAAACAAAUGUAUUUGGGAAACAUGAGAUGACCAUUUAGCUGAUCAAGCCUGCAUGACUUAUUCAUUCAUGAGAUAUUGGCAUUGCUGGCUAGGUUAAUAUUUAUUACCCAUUGCUAGUUGCCCAGAGGGCA
Molecule: messenger RNA, 2427 nt
Organism: Chiloscyllium plagiosum (whitespotted bambooshark)
Lineage: Eukaryota; Metazoa; Chordata; Chondrichthyes; Orectolobiformes; Hemiscylliidae
Gene: srpx2
Product: sushi-repeat containing protein X-linked 2
Biological process (GO): positive regulation of synapse assembly; positive regulation of cell migration involved in sprouting angiogenesis; cell-cell adhesion
Molecular function (GO): signaling receptor binding
Source: RefSeq, a predicted model, not a curated record